Camelina sativa (false flax) is the source of this 2119-nucleotide messenger RNA. The record is from RefSeq and is a predicted model, not a curated record. NCBI's taxonomy places the organism in Eukaryota, Viridiplantae, Streptophyta, Magnoliopsida, Brassicales, Brassicaceae.
ACUGUGUUUGCAAGUGUUAAUAAAUAGAAGUGUCAAAAUCAGAAACACAAAUUCUGUUGAAUGCUGAAAAAAACAACAACAAGCUAUACUAAUUUUUAUUAAGUAUAAUAAAAUUUAUAUAAGAGAGAGGGAUCGGAGUGAUCGAUUUUAAAACUCCAAAGUUUGACCACUCACUUGGGAGUUGGAGCCCAGAAGACACAGUCACUCCACACUUCAACUACUUUUAAUUUCCCCAACAUAACACGAGUGAGGAGGCAACUUUGAUUUUUUUGCAGGCAGGAAAUUAGAGAGGCAGGAAGAAGCUUAGGUAUGGACUAUGGAGUGGAGUAGUACAGGAGUGAUGAUAUGGUAAGGUACCUGAGAAAGAAAGCUCUUUUAGCUUUUGCUAAAGUCCAAGACGAGAAACCAAACAUCCUUUUGUACACAAACACAAAGACAACAAAAGCAGUGUUUCUUUCUUUUUCCUUGCCAACCCAAAGAUAAAAGAGAGAGAGAGAGAGAGAGGUGGUCUGGCUUCUCAGAGUGUGUGUGUCUGUGUGUGUUUCCAUGGAUGUGUGCGAAGCAACUAGGAUGGUGCUCUCUAGAAUCCAGAGCUUAGACCCUGCUAAUGCUUCCAAGAUCAUGGGUCUUCUCCUUCUUCAGGAUCACGGAGAGAAGGAGAUGAUAAGGUUAGCUUUCGGGCCUCAGAAUCUCCUUCAUUCUGUCAUAGCCAAGGCCAAGAAAGAGUUCGGUCUCAUGGGCUCCUCCACUCUCAAUGAGCAUGAGCGGCUUUCUUUCUUUGAUCGGAGAAGCGGCGGUUGCGUUUCCCACGAUCUAGGGUUCGGAUGGGGACAGUGCUCCAAGUCUAUUCCGCCGAGACUUUCCCAUCAGCUCACCGGCGGCCCUCGUUUUCCAUUUUCCCCCAAAGGUGUGAACUUGCAGCAGAGUGAAUCACAAAGCCAAGCCACUGAUUUGAUGAUGGGAGAUGACUUGAAUAAGUUGGGAAGUUGGAGGCCAGAGCGGAUCGACCUUUGGGCCAUGGCCUGCUCGGCAUCCAGACAGAUCUAUCUGACUUUCCCGGUUGACAGUGUCUUCAGGGAAGAGGAUGUUUCCAACUACUUCAGUACCUUCGGGCCAGUUCAGGACGUGAGGAUUCCGUACCAGCAGAAGAGGAUGUUUGGGUUCGUUACCUUUAUGUAUCCAGAGACGGUGAAGAGCAUUCUCGCCAAAGGGAACCCUCACUUUGUGUGUGAUUCCAGGGUUCUUGUUAAGCCUUACAAGGAGAAAGGAAAAGUCCCUGACAAAUACAGGACUAAGCCAUCUCCGACCGGCCUUGAUUCUAUGGACAUUAUGGGUCUCCAGCUUGGGGGUAGCGCUUUUCAUGACAACGCCCAAGAUCUGUUGUGGAAGAGUAGGUUGGAAGAAAGAGCUCUUGAGCUUCAGAGCAGAAGGCUGAUGAAUCUGCAGCUUCUAGACGUCAAGAAGCAAAUUCAACUCAGUUACGACCAAACACUGCUUGUUUCUCCACGAUUAGACAACUCUCUGCUGGCAGUUUCAAGCAACCAGAGAGUGUCUACCAAAGAGAAUGAUGAGGAUAGAAUCAAACUUCCAGAGAGCUUGGAGGAUGAUAGAUUGCCAGACAGCCCAUUUGCAUCACCCACACACCAUUUUCUGGAGUUUGACAAAUCUGGAGCAGCUGCAGACACUAACGGUUCAGGCUCAUCGUCGCCAUCUUUUGAUCACGAUGAGUCUACUACAUUGACAGACUCUCGCAAAUCCUAUAACUGCCAAAUGCCGAGCUUAUCAAUGACGGGGAUGUUACCAGGCAGCAGCGGACCAGCCUGUCGCGUUGGGAUCUAAAUCUAUUUAAAAUAACUAACCAGAGAGAGGAAGAAAAGAUUAACCCAAAAGUGAUGAGCAAUUUACUGAGACGUGGAUGUAAGAUAGAAGAGAGAAGAAGAUGGGGAAGGUUGUUGUACCAUUUAGAAAGACUUAGUAAAUGAGUCCGUGAAUGUGUUAUGGAAUGGAUGGACCACAGCACAGGCGACCUUUAAUUUUAUAAUCAUAUAGAUAUAUAACUAGGACAAGAAGAGUGUGUAAGUGUAACCAACCAAUCUUUAGUAAUUUAUUCAAGAGAAGA